Messenger RNA from Rodentolepis nana, 222 nucleotides. The record is from the annotation of a GenBank genome assembly. Lineage: Eukaryota; Metazoa; Platyhelminthes; Cestoda; Cyclophyllidea; Hymenolepididae.
GCCAACUCAGAUCGCCACUCCCCCAGGGAAACUCGUCAUUCGGAUUUAAUCGUGCAAUUCUCAAAUGAUAUCCGCUAUAUUGACGGCGCGAGUAACGUGGUUGCCGAAGCGAUGUCUCGCAUGGAGUUGAACCAAAUAGGGGUGCCCUCUCUCGAUUUGCAGGUCCUAGCCACCGAACAAAAGUCGGAUCCAGAUUUCACCGAAAUCAAAUCCAACCCUUAG